GUCCCUGUACAAAAUCUCAGCGUAAAUUUAGCAGUUACAAAGAAGAAGAAUAAGAAAGAAAUGGGCGAGAAAUUGAGAAAAAAUCCGCUAUUCUUGCAGCAGCAAAUCUCGGGCCGUUUCGGAAUUCGGUGAAGAUGGCAAUUUUUUUUUUCGUUGAUGGGUCUCUUUCUUCAGACGAAACUUGAGAUGGGCUCUUUUUGUUUCACUUUCUAGUGCUCUGAAUUCAAUAAAGUUGGAGGAAAACCUUGUCCUUUGGAAGAAAUAUAUUCAAGGCUCUGGAUAGUAUUGCUUCAAAAUAUAGUAGUAAUCAUGGGUUCUGUGAUCUGCUAAUUUUCAUCAUUCAGUAGUCAUAAGUUGUACUCAAUGGGCGAGGAAGAGAUGAAGGUCGUCAAGGAAGAGGUAAAGAAGGUUAUUCUCUCUGAUACAACCAAGAGCGGAGGAGCAGGGAGAAGAAACUCAACAGGAAAAGCAAAUAACAAAACUUCACCAUCUCUUUUAAGCAGCGAUGAGAAGAUUCCACCGCAUUGUCUCCGAGCUUCUACUAGCUCUUGUCAUGAUUUCUGCAAGUAUGGAAGAAAGCAUGUUUUUGAAGCUAAGAAAAGGAAUGCAAAUUUCCAAUUUUCGGACAGUAGCAAGAUCCAAGAUAAAGAAGAAAAGCCAGAAGUUUUAACUCUUCAAGGGAGGAGGAAGAGACCAGAAACGAAGGUGAAGUCUACUAAGCCUGAAGGGGUCAAGCUUUCAGAUACAAAUGCAGUUAUAGAAAUAAAAUCAUUUGAUCAACCGGAAAGCUUGAAGCAUGAGAAUCCGCUACCCUCGCAAGGACACGUCGAAUCUCUGGAGCUAUCACUUUCCAUUGAAAGUGAGGUAUCAUCUGAAACUGCGAGGGAUGAGAGUUCACCUCCCACUGAGAAAAGGGUCGUCUCUCACGAGCCUACUAUACCUUUCUCUUUGUCAGAAAAAUCAUUAAAUGGGUCUAAGAGCAUUGAGCUAGACUCAUCAUCACCCAUUAACAGACCUAAGGAUCAAGGAUCAUCCGAGGAGCCAAAGGCUCCAUCUCCCACUCAGAAAAGCUUAAAGGCUCAGAUCCUACCGUCCACCAGGAAGAGCGCUGCUGCUGCUAAGGUUCAAGCUUCUGAAAAAGAUUUAAGCAUGAAGCCGAGGACUAAGGGAGGAAAUUCGAUGAACAAUUUGAAGGCUUUUGGCAAAGAGAGAGAGAUGAAGACAAGCCCUCCAUUGAAAACUGAGAUCUCUGUCGAAACUAAGGUAAACAGAGAAAGGAAGACUGAUUUAACCGAGCAAAAAGUUGUCGAGCAGAAGAAAGUGAUCAAGCCGGUGUCACCCAAAGUUACCAGGCAACAGGUUUCAUCAACUACUAAGAGGAUUGACACACCAGUGAUGAAAUCUGCCCCCAUACUUAUUUCGUCAAAAAGAGUAUCUGCUCUAAGAAAUAUAGGGAACAAGUUAAUGAAGAGCAUAGACCUUUCAAAGCCAAGAGCAAAGCCAGCAGCAAUGCCAUCAAGAGCUCCUCUUUCCAAAAAAACCGAAGAGAAAGUGAAAGAGAAGACAUUGUACGUUCUCGAACCUACAACAUCGAAGACAGGUGCCCCUAAAAAGAAAGAACUGAAGAAAAUAAGAGCACAACCUUCGUCAGGUUCUCCCAAAUACAAAGAGAAGAGGAUAACAAGCAAGACCUCGCCUUCAACUGUCUCCUCUAAAGUCAAAUCCCCUUCACCCCAUACAUUAAAGUUCCAAAGAGGUAAGAUAAUCAGCCCAAUGCCUGAAAAUAAUUCCCCUUGGAAACUAAAAUUUAGACCGGCGAAAGGGAUAAUUUUGAACAAUGAGGCAGCGAGGAGAAGUUUUAGGAGGAGGAGAGGGUCCUUUGGUUCGGCCUCAGAGCUGAGUACUCCGAGGUUGAAAGGUCCUAGUGUUGUUUUGAGACAUCAAGAUGUGAAGGAGAAGAAAGGAACUCAAGGUUUGUUCAAUCAUGUUAUCGAAGAGACGGCAAAUAAGCUUGUGGAGGCUAAGAAGAGCAAGGUGAAGGCUUUGGUUGGUGCCUUUGAGACUGUCAUCUCUCUUCAAGAAGGCCGAGUGAAGUAGCAUUUAUAGUUCUUUUUAUAUCGGAGAGUAUAAACAAAGAGUGCUGAGACUUAAAAUUGGAGGUUUGGAACCGCACAUAUUUGUCAUGGUAUUCAUCUGUUUUCUCUCAUUAAGAGUCCGUGUUUAAUAGAAAGUUCAUACAUGUUUGAUCCUCGAUAUUUAUAAUUCCAGUGCAUCGUUUGGCGCACAACCAGUUAUCCUUUUUUUUUAAACUGUAAAUUGUAAGAAAAAUAUCAAGCGGCAAGCUUGCUUAAAUCGAACUGGUGAUGUUCCAGCGA
Asparagus officinalis (garden asparagus) is the source of this 2375-nucleotide messenger RNA. RefSeq lists its product as uncharacterized. NCBI's taxonomy places the organism in Eukaryota, Viridiplantae, Streptophyta, Magnoliopsida, Asparagales, Asparagaceae. Gene Ontology annotation, molecular function: calmodulin binding. The transcript is spliced from 4 exons. The record is from RefSeq and is a predicted model, not a curated record. The coding region runs from base 364 to 2097 and encodes 577 amino acids.